Molecule: messenger RNA, 1399 nt
Organism: Brachypodium distachyon (stiff brome)
Lineage: Eukaryota; Viridiplantae; Streptophyta; Magnoliopsida; Poales; Poaceae
Product: protein SCO1 homolog 1, mitochondrial
Exons: 6
Coding region: 126-1070 (314 amino acids)
Biological process (GO): mitochondrial respiratory chain complex IV assembly
Source: RefSeq, a predicted model, not a curated record
GAGAGCAGGAGGCCCUCGCCUCCCUUGCGAAGCAAGUAAGGAAGUCACCCCCUAACCCGGCGGCGGCGCGCGGUCCAUUCCUUCCCUCAGUUCCACCGUCGCGUCGCACGGGAACGAGAGCAGCGAUGAUGAAGAGGCACGCGCUCCAGCUCCUCGCGCGUGCGGUGCCUCAUACUUCUGCCCCUCCUGCUCCGCCGGCGCGCUUUCGCCCUCAGGUCGCCGCGCUGAAAGGCUGGGGAUCCAGGGGAGCCUCGGCGGGUUUUUUCUCGACCGACGCUGCUGCUGCUACGCCUGCGGCUCCUGGCGCGGCGCAGGGCGGUGCAAAGCCCGCGGCGGCUGUGGCGGCGACCGUUUCCGGUGGCGGAGGCGAAGGGGGCGGGCAGGAUGGGAAGUCGGGACAAGGGGGCGCCGGGAAGUCUGUCCGAGGCGGGCCUGUCUCGUGGUUGAGUUUUCUACUGCUUCUUGUGACCGGAGGAGGAAUCAUAGUGUACUACGACAAGGAAAAGAAGCGUCACAUUGAAGAAUUGAAGAACAAAACAAAUUCGGUGAAGCCUGGACAAUCAGUAGGAACUGCUGCUAUUGGUGGUCCAUUCACUCUUCUAAAUCAUGAUGGGAAACCUGUUACUGAAAAGGAUUUCUUGGGUAAAUGGACACUGCUGUAUUUUGGGUUCACACACUGCCCUGACAUUUGUCCAGAUGAACUCCAGAAGAUGGCUGCUGCUAUUGACAAAAUCAAGGAAAGGACAAAAAUAGAAAUUGUGCCAGUAUUCAUCUCAGUUGAUCCUGAAAGAGACACUGUCGAGCAAGUGCAUGAUUAUGUUAAAGAGUUCCAUAAAGAUCUAAUAGGAUUAACUGGUACGACUGAUGAGGUAAGGCAGGUCGCUCGGGCUUAUCGAGUUUACUAUAUGAAGACAGAGGAGGAGGGUUCUGACUACCUUGUUGAUCAUUCAAUAGUCAUGUACUUGAUGAAUCCGAAAAUGGAGUUUGUUAAAUUCUUUGGCAAGAACUAUGACGUGGAUUCACUUGCUGAAGGCAUCGUCAAAGAAAUUCGAGAGCACAAGAGCAGCUGAAAUGCUGCGCUUCAUUUUGACCCGCCAGAUUUCAGAAUCAUGCUCAAAUAAGCAAACCAGAUAGUGGCUUAGCUACUGUUCGUUCGUUCUGGACCUGGGAUCUUCGAAUAUUUUGUUACCUUGAGGCCUUUUGCUCUAGCAGAUUUUGGCUCGCUGGUUACCUGAGGACCCAAUAUUCUUUACUUUUUGUGUCCUCCGUUGUGGAAAAAUUUAGUACUCCUACUAAAGUAGUAUUUGCAUAUUUGAUUGGACCCACGGAGAACGGUACUGAUCAUCAUCAUAACGAUUCAUCUUUCUUUAUUCCGUCCGGUGGACAUGGGUCUAACUUA